AUGACAUGUCAAGCGUCACAAAUACAUGAGACUGAGGCGAAGGAAGGUGUUGUUUCAUUUCAGGCGAUGAAGUAUCACCGAAGAAGCCGACUUCCCAUCCUUCUCACCUCAAUAGCCCUAGUACUUUGCUUCCUCAUUAGUGUGACGAGUCUUUCCCUCCUUCUGCUCUUUGACAACAUUGUGGAGUGGAAAAUUUCCGAGUCCGUCAAGCUGCGUAAUGACACCGCGGUUUAUCAAAGUUGGAAAUCGGAUAAUGCGGCAAGCAAAUUUUCGGUCUUCUUCUACAACCUUACAAACCCUACUGAAAUGCUAGCCGGUGAAAAGCCGGUCCUUCAGGCGAUUGGACCUUACGUCUAUUGGCAGGAGAACGAAAAAGUGAACAUCUCGUGGACGGAGGUGGACGACGUUCCAGCCAUAUCCUAUUUUAAACGAAGUACAUAUAAAUUUGACUCCACCCUCUCCGUUGGUGACCCGCAAAAUGACUUAAUCACCUCAGCAAACCUACCCAUUCUGGCCAUUUCAGCGGCCAAUAAUGCAGGUCGUGGACCGAGUCUUAGUACGAUAGAGAUGGUCAAAUUUUGGACAAGUCCACAAAUCUUCACCACACAAACCGUUCAUGGCUUCCUGUGGGGGUACUUUGACACAAUGCUGAGCGUGUGCAAGUUUUUCUAUCCUGAGAUGUGUCACACCGAUCAAGUGGGUCUUCUGCUCAACACUAACAACACUGUAAAAGGUCCUUAUAUCAUCGAUGCCGGUAUAAAGAAUUCAUCGAAUGUAGGCGAGUUCCUCUCCAUCAAAGGCGAUAGGGAGCUGGAUAUAUGGUCGACAAAGCAAGCCAAUAAAAUUCACGGAACAGAUGGCACAAGGUUGGCCAAAGGCAUUCAAGCUGGAGAUCUGAGGGAAAUUUUUGUUGCUCUACUCUGCCAACCUAUCAAAAUAACCGCUAAAGACUUCACUCAUCCCUCAGCGUUUCAGGACUUGAAGGUUGUGGAAAUGGAUCUGGACUCAUCUAAGUAUCCUCCAGAUGAAGCAUACUGUCCAACCAAGGUCUCUGGGCCAGAGUGUCCACCGAGAGGUCUUUUUGACAUCUCCCAGUGUUCAGUGCAUGGCGAUGUGGCUCCCCCAAUUUUUGCCUCUAUGCCGCAUUUUCUAAACUCCUUAGAAAACCUCACUGCACCCUUCCGCGGUCUUAGAAGUGCUGAUCCAAGGCGAGACAACUUUAAACUUCUCGUUGAACCGAAGACGGGAAUCGUGGUGGAGGCACACGUUCGACUGCAGGUGAACGCCCACAUCGAACGAUCUGCACAUAUGGCGGAUCUCUAUCAAAACAUCUCCGAUCCACUGUAUCUGCCAAUGGCGUGGUUUGAAAACGAAAUAAAAGGCAGUUCUGAGGCUCUGAGGCUUCUUCACUCUGCAAUCUACACUCAACCCGACCAUAUGUAUCUGGCGAUUCAUGUUUCGUUCAUUCUCACUGCCACUCUCUUUUGCCUCCUUCUGGUCGUGAAUGUACUACUAAUGUUGGCGCGCUACUCCAAGUGCAUUUGCUCUGUUUUCCGAUCGCGGAAGCAAAAUCCUUCCAUAAGACAUCUCCUUCUUGAACAUCCCGCUGAUAGUUCCAGUGACUUGACAGUGCAGUUUUACCCUCCUUCCCACGUUUCGCUCUCCGUUCGACCCAGCUGUUUUGCGUGA
This is a messenger RNA of Hydatigera taeniaeformis, 1689 nucleotides long. The record is from the annotation of a GenBank genome assembly. NCBI's taxonomy places the organism in Eukaryota, Metazoa, Platyhelminthes, Cestoda, Cyclophyllidea, Taeniidae.